UCCGCAGGUAGUGGUGUCGAUCGCCGAGCUCCGAUAGCCGCACUGGGUGUGGGGCCGCUGGUAGCGGCGCAGUCUCGGUAGGCAGGAUGAGUUUGGCUGGGGGCCGGGCCCCCCGGAAGACUGCGGGGAACCGGCUUUCUGGGCUCCUGGAGGCAGAGGAGGAAGAUGAGUUCUACCAGACGACUUAUGGGGGUUUCACGGAGGAAUCAGGUGAUGAUGAGUAUCAAGGGGACCAGUCAGACACAGAGGAUGAGGUGGACUCUGACUUUGACAUUGAUGAAGGGGAUGAACCAUCCAGUGAUGGAGAAGCAGAAGAGCCAAGAAGGAAGCGCCGAGUAGUCACCAAAGCAUAUAAGGAGCCUCUCAAGAGCUUGAGGCCUCGAAAGGUCAGCACUCCAGCUGGUAGCUCUCAGAAGGCCCGAGAAGAGAAGGCACUGCUGCCACUAGAACUACAGGAUGAUGGCUCUGACAGUCGGAAGUCUAUGCGUCAGUCUACAGCUGAGCAUACACGGCAGACAUUCCUUCGGGUACAAGAGAGGCAGGGCCAGUCACGGCGGCGAAAGGGGCCCCACUGUGAACGGCCACUGACCCAGGAAGAGCUGCUCAGAGAGGCCAAGAUCACAGAGGAGCUCAACUUACGUUCACUGGAGACAUACGAGAGGCUCGAGGCUGACAAAAAGAAGCAGGUGCACAAGAAGCGGAAGUGCCCAGGGCCCAUAAUCACCUAUCAUUCGGUGACGGUGCCGCUUGUUGGGGAGCCAGGCCCUAAAGAGGAGAAUGUGGAUGUGGAAGGAAGUUUUUGUGUUUCUGUCUCUCCCCUUAGACUGGAUCCUACUCCCACAGCCUCUGCGCUGACUCCCCGUGCAGGCACUGGACCCAUCGUCCCUCCAGCUCGCUGCUCCCGUACCUUCAUCACUUUUAGCGAUGAUGCAACAUUUGAGGAAUGGUUUCCCCAAGGGCGGCCCCCAAAGGUCCCUGUUCGGGAGGUCUGCCCUGUCACCCAUCGGCCAGCCCUGUACCGGGACCCUGUCACAGACAUCCCCUAUGCCACUGCUCGAGCCUUCAAGAUCAUCCGUGAGGCCUACAAGAAGUACAUCACUGCCCACGGACUGCCGCCCACUGCCUCAGCGCUGGGCCCUGGCCCGCCACCUCCUGAGCCCCUCCCUGGUUCUGGGCCCCGAGCCUUGCGCCAGAAAAUUGUCAUCAAAUAAGAUGCUUAGUCCUUGGAAACCCCUCUCCUGCCCUGACUUGGGGCUCUUCAUGUUUCCCCUUGUCUCCCUACUUCUUCCCUUUGUCAGCUCUGAACUUUGCCCAGCCCUUUUCUAUAUUUCUUUCCCCCCGGUUCCUGCUGGUUUUGUGUUUUUUAAUCUAAUAAAAAAGAAGCAUCCCCUUC
Molecule: messenger RNA, 1393 nt
Organism: Mustela erminea (ermine)
Lineage: Eukaryota; Metazoa; Chordata; Mammalia; Carnivora; Mustelidae
Gene: VPS72
Product: vacuolar protein sorting 72 homolog
Exons: 6
Coding region: 87-1211 (374 amino acids)
Biological process (GO): chromatin remodeling; regulation of DNA-templated transcription
Cellular component (GO): nucleus
Molecular function (GO): ATP-dependent H2AZ histone chaperone activity
Source: RefSeq, a predicted model, not a curated record